CAAGGAAUGGUUGGGAAAGGUUCCUCGGUGCAACAUUCCAACUACCUCCAACCAGGAAAGGAAAGCUGUCUGUCCGAGAUGGUGGACAAAAUGGUGAUGCAGGAUUUGGGCAUAGAGAAUGGCUGCCAAACUCACAGCGAGUUAUGCAACGACGCUGGCGCGAAUUCACAGAGAGCAGUUUAAACUCCUUGGAAUAUUCCAACAGCUGCUCGGUUGUCCAGCUUCCAUCUUCAUCCGUCAAAAAUGGUGAGAUGGCCACCCAGGGUUUGAUCCCUCCUCCCCCUCCGCAUUCAGCCUCACGCGAGGACGAGCCGACGGACCGAGCGCCGCCCGCUUCUGCUCCCGCGGCACAGACUGAGCGGAGAAGGGGGCGUGGGGGGGGACGGCAGCGGACUUUUGAGCAACCGGCGGAGUUCUCCGGUCUGCACCCUCCGCCGCGGGGGAGACGAGCGUCGAGGAUCAGUACCGGGGCCCUCCGGGAAAGAGCAGGGAGCCAUGGAGCCCUCCGCGUCGACCGAGGUGGAGCCCAAGGAGCGGAGGAAGAUCCAGUUCGCCGUCCCGACCGCCGCGGCCACCAACCUGGACCCCCGGCAAGUUGAGAUGAUCCGGCGAAGGAGGCCGACGCCCGCCACCCUCUUCAGAGUAGCCGACCAUGCGUCGCCCGAGGACGACCAGUCUAGCCAUCAGGUAAAGUGGGUCGUCGGAGAGAACGGCGUCCUCAAACCAAAGCGAGUUAAUCCAAACGUGUACCAGCCGCCAUCACUCAAAGCCGUGCAGAAGAUGGCCGAGGCGCACAUGCAGAACUUCGGCGUCUGCCCUCCUCUGGAGGACCCUCGCGAGGGCGAGGAGGACGACGACCUCGAGAAAGCUUCUGACCACCAGGAGAUGGGGACCGGCGACCCGUCGGAAGCGGCUCCGGGCGCUCAGGAGACGGAAAAGAUGAUCCAAGCAUUGCACGUGGAGGAGGAAGAGGAAGAGGAGGAGGAGGAGGAGGAAGGGGGAGAAGGCCGGGGGACGACGGGGGAGAGCAAGUCGCCGGGGAGUAACUGAGUAAACGCUCAUUUGAUACCAACCAACAGGACUGCGCGACCCACUCGCCUCCCUCUUGCUUGUGGAGACGAGGUCAGUGCGACUUGACGAAGCGCAGUCUAAACACCUUUUAAAUCGCGACGCCAAAAACCCGCAUCCUCGCGCAAAAAAACAAAAACGCGCCGGGACGUCCCAUCGCAAAACGACCCCUGCCGAGCCGGUCGAAGGUUUUGAGCACUGCGGAACCCCAAAAGUCAUCGACAGCGGGUACGGAACGCGUUCAGACCCCCUUCGGUUUUUCCCAGUUAUACUGCAGCCAUUUGCUAAAAUCAUUUAAGUUCUUUUUUUUUUCUUCAAUGU
Molecule: messenger RNA, 1389 nt
Organism: Syngnathoides biaculeatus (alligator pipefish)
Lineage: Eukaryota; Metazoa; Chordata; Actinopteri; Syngnathiformes; Syngnathidae
Gene: ppp1r1b
Product: protein phosphatase 1, regulatory (inhibitor) subunit 1B
Exons: 8
Coding region: 496-1050 (184 amino acids)
Biological process (GO): intracellular signal transduction
Cellular component (GO): cytoplasm
Molecular function (GO): protein phosphatase inhibitor activity
Source: RefSeq, a predicted model, not a curated record